Molecule: messenger RNA, 1315 nt
Organism: Daucus carota subsp. sativus
Lineage: Eukaryota; Viridiplantae; Streptophyta; Magnoliopsida; Apiales; Apiaceae
Product: glucan endo-1,3-beta-glucosidase 12
Exons: 4
Coding region: 205-951 (248 amino acids)
Source: RefSeq, a predicted model, not a curated record
ACCCUCCCCUCCCGGCUCAUGUCUCCUCUCUCAAGUUUCCUUUUAUUCUCUCCCUCUCUUUAUUCAAAUACUAUUUCACACACACACACAUAAUUUAUUCUCUCUGAUACCACUUUCAUGCUUCCUCUUCUUCUUCUUCUUCUUCUUAAGUUUCACCUUUUUACACUUGCUUAGACCACCAAUUCAACAAACUGAACCAGGCCGAUGGACAUAAAGAUUGCUCAUUCUCUUGCAAUAAUAUUCUUCUUCUUCAUACUACUCAGAUGUGCUCUGUCUUCAGGUUAUGGGAAAGAAUUGAAUAAGCACAGUGGACAGAUACCAACUCGAUUCUCCAUUUCAAUUAUAAGAAGGCAAAUGGAUGUAACAACUCCUAUAACAACAAUUCCAACACUAAAUCCCACCCCAACGACUACUAGUCCAGUAUUAAAUCCAACAGUCUCAAACCCCAACUCACCCUCCAAUACCAAUCCAACUAUGGCUCCAGCAACUACCACCACAACAUCUCCAUCAUCUUCGGGUGGUAGUUGGUGUGUUGCUAGUCAAUCAGCAUCACAAACUGCACUGCAGGUUGCAUUGGACUAUGCUUGUGGCUAUGGGGGUGCAGACUGCUCUGCCAUUCAGCCAGGCAGUGGCUGUUACAAUCCCAACACGCUUCGUGACCAUGCUUCUUUUGCAUUCAAUAAUUACUAUCAGAAGAAUCCGGUUCCUACAAGCUGCACUUUUGGUGGCGCUGCUAUUACUACUAGCACUGAUCCAAGUUCUGGUACUUGUCAAUACCCGACUACAAGCACAAUUUCAUCGGUCCUUAAUACCACUAAUUCAAAUGGUGCACCAGUUUUUGGUGCAGGACCUGCCAACCCCACAAGCUCCCCAGCCACUGUGCCUAGCCAAAGUCCGCUACAUAUCAGCUCAAUAAUUCUUAUAAUGAUGCUGCGAAGAGAUCAUUUAUGAGUGAUUUGCUUGCAGGAUUCAUCUUUUUGUCAUGAUCCGACCAGUGAGAGUAUGAGUCAUACAAGAACACGAGGUCAAAUGUUUGUUUAUAACACGUAAACACACAACUUGUUCUUGAGGAACAGAGGUCAUGCAUUUGUGCAAGUGGUCAUUCGUCAAUGUUUUACACGAGUGUCAGUUAAUUUCAUAUUGGCCACGAAAUGAGAAACUGCCAAGUUUUGGAAUGUGUAAAUCAGUACAAAGGCUUUAAUUUAAAAUCCGAGAUCACUUGUAAUCUUGUAUAGUCGAGAUGAAGUCUAUCAUACGUUGGCUGCUUUCUUUUACGAAUGAAACGAGGUACCGAGUUUGGAUUGGGUGUCAAUCA